Messenger RNA from Penicillium subrubescens, 2080 nucleotides. Its product is annotated as RXT2 domain-containing protein. The record is from RefSeq and is a predicted model, not a curated record. The coding region runs from base 167 to 1762 and encodes 531 amino acids. Gene Ontology annotation, biological process: negative regulation of silent mating-type cassette heterochromatin formation; negative regulation of rDNA heterochromatin formation. The transcript has 3 exons. Lineage: Eukaryota; Fungi; Ascomycota; Eurotiomycetes; Eurotiales; Aspergillaceae. Gene Ontology annotation, cellular component: Rpd3L complex; cytosol.
GCAGUUGACAAUCCCUUUCAGACCUUCGUUUGAGACUGCUUACGACCAGCCCACUGGUGCCUUCUUUGUCAAAACCCGAGCCACCCCGAGUCCUCUCCUCCAAGACCCCUCACAACGCGACCCCCGGACGUGUCUAAACCGACGGCUCAGUCGCAGACCCGUAGCCAUGGCGACCCAAGCAGCGCUGAUUGCCGAUACAAUCGUUGGCAUGAAGCGGGCACUACGCAGAGAGCGUGAGGAUUCGGGCCCGGACGACGCCAUCACUCAGCCGACGAAUCGCGGUAAUAAAAUGAGGGCAAACGCGAAAUAUGUCCGUGAAGGGGCAUUGGGAUACAUCAAUGCUGAGGAAUUCUACAAAGAGGUGCGUGGUUCUCUUUCGGACAAAAGAGCGGCGGGCGGCUGUUGGCUCCGCUGCGCCUAUUUGGAAGGCGUGCAGACUAACGCCGAGGAUCUUGACUGCAUACAGAAAAUCGAGCACGCUGGUUACACACGUCAUAUCUUGCAGCGGAACCCGAUUCGCUACGACUCCGAGGGCGAGGAACUCGACGAAGAGGAUGAAGAUUCUGAGGCCGAUGUUGCGGCUGCAGAAGAGAAUCCGUUCUCGGGAAUCGCGUUAGAGACGCUGCUAUGCCCUCUCAAACACCCCUCCGAACUACCCGUUCAUCCUUCGUUGUCUCAUCCAUACACAUCACAGGCCCUUGAGCAAAUGACACAAGCUGUCGAGGAAAAAUUACGGCAGGAAAAAGCUCUUCUCUGGCGGGCAAGGAAUUUGCAUCGUAAAUUCCUUGGCGAUGGUAGUUGGAUGCCCUGCGGUCUUGUGGAAAUGCCUGACGAUCGUUACAUUUUCCAGCCUUGGCUCGUGGAUGACAAUAAAGCCGCGUCUGCAGGGCAGCAAAGGCAAAGUGUGCUCGGGACGUCGUCUGCCGGUGGUGAUCUGAAUGGGGCACAAGAGGUGCUUUCCACGGCAGUUCCAAUAGAGGGCCAGGUUGGAGAGGGUGAUGUCGAGAUGGCUGAAGUCCCUACAGCGGGAAACAUUGAACCUCAGGAACCAGUCACAGAAUUCAAGUCGGAAGAGACCGACGCCAUGGUCAAGGACCUUCCCCAGCACCCUGCCGAAGAGCCAGACCAAGGAAGCGAGAAAAAUACUACGAUUGUACGGAAUGGGGUUGCUGAAACGCAGGAGAUGAUCACUACCAAGGAUGGAGCCCAGACAAACGGAGAGCAUCCACAGCACAACGAGGACAACGAAGACGAGAACGAACAAGAUACCGAAAUGCAUGACGGAUCCUCGCCGGAACCGCCUCGCAGGAUGACGACCCGAGCUCAAGCCAACGCGAACAACGAUGGCAACCAGUCUCCGCUGUCUGCCGAUCACUCCAGCUUCCUCCAAACCCCCCAUCCUCUCUUCGUCAUUCCAGAGAACGUCCGUCCGGACGCGAACUUCGGCCUUCCCCCUGGCGAAGCAGAGGAGACCCGUCGCCUGUUGUGGUCAUAUAUUCAGAAGCAGGAAGAAACCGUGCGGGGCUUCGAGCACAUGCUCGAAUCCCUAUUUCGAGCCUCUCACAUGAAGGCUGACGUGCUGGAAUGGUGCAAGGCUGAGGGUCACGUCGGGGAGAUGAGUGACGGCGAGGACUGGUACGACCGAGAGAAGUGGGGUCUUGCCGAGGGCGAAGAUCUGAAGAAGGGUACCGACGAAGAUGAAGUCGAGACUGUCGAUGAGAGUCGAACGACGGCGAAGAGGGGCCGUGGCCGGCGACAGUGAUGGACUCCAGGGAUGCUGUAUCUGUCGAGUCUUAACACUCCAGAUCUGGAUCUGAUUUUUUGGAUCUACGCCGGCCUGGCCAUCUUAUAUCUUUUAUGUUUGGUUUUCAUUUCCUCGCCGUACCCUUUUUACUUCCUCAUAGCGUGGUGUUGGUGGUGUUCAGUCCUUGCGUGGGUACUCAUCUCCCCCCAUAUACCACAUACUUUUUACCCUCGGCGACUUUGCCUUGGACCAUGCGGUGUCAAUAUACCCUCUGGAGAAUGAAAAUAGUGUUUUAUUUCCUUCGUUCUAGCGCUUGCAAUAUACAGAUCUAUGUGC